UGGUAGUACGCAGACUGGCGUAGGCUAUGCAAAGAAGGGCAUUCUCGACUCGAACUAGUAACGCUUAAACGUAGUAUCGCUUCUGUCUACACCUACCCAUAUUCGUCAGUCCCAAUGGUCUUGCUUUCUGCCUCAUUUGGUGAAGACUUGAUUUUCACCAUGUCCCACUCGACAGCGCAGCAUGUUCCUGCUAAAUGUUAGACACCGUGAUAAAUAUCGGAUUCGUUUUUAUUUUAAUUAACCCGAACACAGGUUGAACUUCCCGCGUGGAAUUCGUUAGAUUUGGAAAGUUGAUUGCUGCAAUCCUAGCGCCGUGACUGUUGCUUUCUUAUCUCAGGCAAUCCCCGUCAUGACCUCACUAUAGGCUACUUCCAAUGCACUGAAUGGGAUUUUACAGCAGUCUGAGCGUUGCCCCAUAUUCUGUGAACGCUGGGUGAAGUCAAUCAUUACUUAAUCGUUUUCGAUGACGGUCUGACUGAAGAUUUCCUUUGAUUCAUUCUCACAGUGCGUGAGACAACACAUUUGUUUCAAGCAGAAUCAACAGCAAGACAGUGGCCCUCCAGAAGGCGCAAUAAUGGGGGCAACCAAGAGCAAACCCAAGGACCCGGGCCAGCGGUCCCGAAGCCUGGAUGGCACCAUCGGCAGCGGCAGCACACACCACCUUGGCCCCGCCCAGCAGACCCUCACACCCAAUCGGAGCCCUGCUGUUGACGGGAGCCGGCGGGGCACCCAGCCUGUCACCAACAAUGCGGAGCUGGCCCUCUUCGGGGGCGUGGACCCAGUGGGCGGAGUCACCUCUCCACAGAGGGGAGGUCCCUUGGCAGGAGGAGUCACUACGUUUGUGGCGCUGUAUGACUACGAGUCCCGCACGGCCACCGAUCUCUCUUUCAAGAAGGGCGAGCGACUGCAGAUCGUCAACAACACGGAAGGGGACUGGUGGCUGGCCCGCUCCCUGGCUACUGGAGAAAGCGGUUACAUUCCCAGCAAUUACGUUGCUCCGUCAGACUCCAUCCAGGCGGAAGAGUGGUACUUUGGGAAGAUCACACGGCGUGACUCUGAGAGACUGCUCCUGAACCUGGAGAACAGACGAGGGACCUUCCUGGUGCGGGAGAGUGAGACCACCAAGGGUGCCUACUGCCUGUCUGUCCUGGACUACGACAACACAAAAGGCCUCAAUGUCAAGCACUACAAGAUCCGCAAGCUGGACAGCGGCGGCUUCUACAUCACGUCUCGCACACAGUUCAGCAACCUGCAGCAGCUUGUCGCCCACUACCGCAAGCACGCUGACGGUCUGUGCCACUGCCUGACGGAAGUGUGCCCCGUCCUGAAGCCUCAGACGCAGGGCCUAGCCCGGGACGCCUGGGAGAUCCCCCGCGAGUCCCUGCGGCUGGACGUCAAGCUCGGCCAGGGCUGCUUCGGGGAGGUCUGGAUGGGAACUUGGAACGGUACGACGCGGGUGGCCAUCAAGACACUGAAGCCGGGCACCAUGUCCCCGGAGGCCUUCCUGCAGGAAGCGCAGGUCAUGAAGAAACUGCGCCACGAGAAGCUGGUGCAGCUCUACGCUGUGGUUUCCGAGGAGCCCAUCUACAUCGUCACCGAGUACAUGGGCCAAGGCAGCCUGCUGGACUUCCUCAAAGGGGACAUGGGCAAGAUGCUGAGGCUGCCCCAGCUGGUGGACAUGGCAUCACAGAUUGCCUCAGGGAUGGCCUAUGUGGAGAGAAUGAACUACGUCCACAGAGACCUCAGGGCAGCCAACAUCCUCGUGGGCGACAACCUAGUGUGCAAAGUGGCCGACUUUGGCCUGGCCCGACUCAUUGAGGAUAACGAGUACACUGCCAGGCAAGGAGCCAAGUUUCCCAUCAAGUGGACAGCCCCAGAGGCAGCGCUGUACGGCCGCUUCACCAUCAAGUCUGACGUCUGGUCCUUCGGGGUACUGCUGACCGAGCUGGCCACCAAAGGAAGAGUGCCGUACCCAGGGAUGGUGAACAGGGAGGUGCUGGACCAGGUGGAGCGUGGGUACCGGAUGCCCUGCCCCGCGGAGUGCCCGGAGUCCCUGCACGAGCUCAUGCUCUCCUGCUGGCGCAAGGAGGCAGAGGAGCGGCCCACCUUCGAGUACCUGCAGGGCUUCCUGGAGGACUACUUCACCUCCACCGAGCCACAGUACCAGCCAGGGAAAACCUCUAGGGCCUCUCAGGGGAUGGGGGAGGGUUUUUCCGCGGGGAGAGAAGGUGUGACGCGCUGGAGCCGGGCCGACCUCCCUCCCCCACCCCUCCCUGCCGCAGAACCUUUCCUCCAGCGAGCCACUGCCAAAGGGACACGUCCACCCUUCCCCCAACCCCCUCCCACCCUCAUUGUCCCAGCAUCCAAAACUGCCCCUGCCCUUCAAACGUCUCUGUGCCAGAGGCAGUGGAGCAAUAGAGCAAUUCACAGUCUGCUUGAAGUCACAGCAGUAUGACCUAAGCCUCUGUAAGUGGUCCAUUUUCUUCUUUUUCCUCCUGUUGUUAUUUGUUUGGGUUUCAGGUCAGUUGUUGAGGGCACAGAAUGGACAGGGCCACUAUAAAUUAAACGUAAAGCAUCUGUGGCUUUCCAUGCCCAACUGACGGAACAGCUCCAUCUGUGGAGCAAGCCCCACCUGUGACCACACUCUCCAUGUUGGCCCCGCCCCCCAGAGGGCUGGGCAGGGGUCUUUUAGGUCUUCUGCUUCAACAUGGCACACUGGUUUUCCCCCUCCUGAUUGCCGCAAGGAAUGUGUCAGGAAAAUCGGGACAGGGAUGAAAAGCUGUCCAGGCUUGAGAAGGACAUGCUCCUUCGAACCAACGUCAGAGGGUGAUCAGAGCAGAGUCGGCAAUGUUCCUAGGUUCAAGAAACGAGGACAUUUUCAAGCGGAGUUUUUCGUUGUGGAAGAUGUCUGCUUAAUCACACCCAUCCAUCAAGUAACUCGCCGAUGUGUUUGGGGUUUCAGCGGGGAGAGUGUUGGGGUCCAGUUUUCAAUUUCUUCUCUUUUUUUAUAACCUGGAUUAACUGGAAUUAUGCGUGGGCUGAGACCAGAACUGGCAAAUGUUAAUUAACUUGUAGCCAUAGGCCGCUGAGUGUGGA
This is a messenger RNA of Megalops cyprinoides (Indo-Pacific tarpon), 3096 nucleotides long. RefSeq names its product v-src avian sarcoma (Schmidt-Ruppin A-2) viral oncogene homolog (gene src). Gene Ontology annotation, molecular function: growth factor receptor binding; non-membrane spanning protein tyrosine kinase activity; ATP binding. The record is from RefSeq and is a predicted model, not a curated record. Gene Ontology annotation, biological process: osteoclast development; epidermal growth factor receptor signaling pathway; negative regulation of intrinsic apoptotic signaling pathway. NCBI's taxonomy places the organism in Eukaryota, Metazoa, Chordata, Actinopteri, Elopiformes, Megalopidae. Gene Ontology annotation, cellular component: extrinsic component of cytoplasmic side of plasma membrane.